CCAUCUCACACUCGCCCACUCCCCCGAAAUUUUGAAUUCCCCCUCUUCCCCAGCCCCGCUCCGCCCCAAAAAUCCCACCACGCCUCGCCGCCGGACGGCAGAGAUUCCGAAAUCUCCCCGCCAGCCGCCACCGCCGCCCCGCCCGCCAUGUCGUCGCGGGCGGACAAGGAGAAGGCGGUGAACGUCCAGGUGCUCCUCCGCUGCAGGCCGUUCAGCGACGACGAGCUCAGGAGCAACGCGCCGCAGGUGGUCACCUGCAACGACUACCAGCGGGAGGUCGCCGUCACGCAGACCAUCGCCUCAAAGCAGAUCGACAGGGUCUUCACCUUCGACAAGGUUUUCGGGCCAACAGCUAGGCAGAGGGACCUGUACGAUCAAGCAAUCAUUCCCAUCGUGAACGAGGUGUUGGAAGGGUUCAACUGCACCAUCUUCGCCUACGGCCAGACGGGCACGGGGAAGACUUACACCAUGGAAGGAGAGUGCCGGAGAGCCAAGAGUGGACCGGACGGGCAGUUACCUCCAGAUGCUGGGGUCAUCCCUCGAGCUGUCAAGCAGAUAUUUGAUACGCUAGAGAGGCAGAACACCGAGUACAGCGUCAAGGUCACGUUUUUGGAGCUGUACAACGAGGAGAUCACAGAUCUUCUUGCGCCAGAGGAGAUAUCCAAGGUUGCUCUGGAAGAACGGCAGAAGAAAGCGUUGCCUCUUAUGGAGGACGGGAAAGGCGGGGUGCUGGUGAGAGGCUUGGAGGAGGAAAUAGUCACUAACUGUAAUGAAAUAUUCUCUCUUCUGGAAAGAGGAUCUGCCAAGCGCCGCACGGCAGAGACUCUUUUGAACAAGCAAUCGAGUCGUUCACACUCACUUUUCUCAAUCACAAUUCAUAUAAAAGAGGCAACCCCUGAAGGAGAAGAAUUGAUAAAAUGUGGCAAGUUAAAUCUGGUCGAUCUGGCUGGGUCCGAGAACAUCUCUCGUUCUGGAGCUAGGGAGGGCCGAGCGAGAGAGGCUGGUGAAAUAAACAAAAGUUUGCUUACCUUAGGCCGUGUCAUUACAGCGUUGGUUGAGCACCUUGGCCAUGUUCCAUACAGAGAUAGUAAACUCACAAGGUUGCUUCGUGAUUCACUGGGAGGGAGAACAAAGACUUGCAUUAUUGCUACUGUUUCGCCUUCUGUACAUUGUCUUGAGGAGACAUUGAGUACAUUGGAUUACGCACACCGGGCAAAGAGCAUAAAAAACAGACCUGAGGUUAACCAAAAAAUGAUGAAAUCAACGUUAAUCAAAGAUCUAUAUGGAGAAAUAGACCGACUUAAAGCAGAGGUCUAUGCUGCACGCGAAAAGGUUGGGGUAUAUAUUCCAAAGGACAGAUACCAGGCUGAGGAGAAUGAGAGGAAGGGCAUGGCUGAUCAAAUUGAGCAGAUGACUGUCUCUUUGGAAACAAAUCAAAAGCAAAUCAGUGACCUGCAAGAAAAGUACGACUCCGAGCUCCACCAUUCUGCUGAUUUGAGAAAAAAGCUCGAAGCCACGGAGAAAUGCCUGGACCAUACAAGCAACCUACUUUCAACGACAAAAGAGGACCUGAAACAUGCCCAUUAUAAUCUGAAGGAGAAAGAGUUCAUUAUCUCUGAGCAGAAAAAAGCAGAAAAUGCUUUAACACAUCAAGCCUGUGUUCUAAGAUCAGAACUGGAAAAGUCUAGCCGUGAUAAUGCUUCGUUGCAUACAAAAAUAGCCAGAGGAGAUAAACUUAGUGCUGCAAAUAGGUCGGUGGUGAACUCGUUUCAAGCCGACCUUGCUUCAAAGUUGGAUAUUCUAUCCAGUACACUCACUGCAUCAAUAGAUCAACAAAACAAACACCUAAAAGCUGUGGAAGACCUAUGCCAAUCCUGUGUUGAUUCCCAUGACACGGCUACCUCGGAGAUAAAGAAGAAGGUUUUAGCUUCAAAGUCAUUGUAUAUGUCGCAUAUGGAAGCUUUUCAAAAUAUCGUGCUCCUACACAAAGCAAACACAGAUUCCACGUUGGAGGAUGUAUCAUCUCUUUCUGCAGCAAGCUGUUGCAGUCUUGACCAGCUUCUAGCUUGUGUCGAGGGAGAGGCAUUGAAGAUAUUUACAGAUAUCCAGAAUUUAUUAGCCGACCAUCGAAGUGAACUGGCGCACUUCACUAAGGAAUUACGAGAUAGUUUCUGCAUCAGCUUGGAUAGGACGAAGGACAUGUCCAGCUUCAUUCUUGGGCUCUUUGAAAAGUACGUGGAGGAAACUUCCAAGUUGCAGAAUCACACAAAUCACACCCAUGAAGCACAGGUCAAAAGCCUUGAAGAAUUUCAGAAGGCUUAUGAGGAGCAAUCAAAAUCCGAGGAACAAAGGCUUCUGGCGGAUAUCACCAGUUUGGUGUCUAAACACAUCGUUCGACAAAGAGAGCUGGUGGAUGUUAGAUUAAACUCUCUUGGUGAUGCUGCUCGUGGAAACAAGACAUUUUUGGAUGAACACACGUCUGCUAUGGAGGGUGUCACCAAGGAUGCCAAGAGAAAGUGGGAGAUGUUCGCAGAGCAAGCGGAGAAUGACUGCAAAGUUGGCUCCAGCUUCUCUUCGGCUAAGCAUUGCCGCAUGGAAACAAUUAUGCAGGAGUGCGCAUGCACAGUUGACUCUGCUGCCCAACAAUGGAAGAAAUCCCAUGCAGCAGUUAACGAUUUGUGCACAAAACAAGUGGCUGAAGUUGAAGCACUUGUCAGGGGCGCAAUCGAAAACAACAAGCAACACGAGGAGGAGAUUGCAUCAUCACGCGCCUUGGCUGAAGAGCAAGCAUCAAACAGUAGCAAAGAGAUACUCCAAGACAUUGACAAUCUACUGGACCAGGCACGGGAUUCAUCGUCGAAAGUGGUGUCGACGGUGGAAGCACAUCUGGUAGAGAUAGAGCAUCUGCAGGAGAACCACUCCGGCCAGGCUGCAGGCGUGAACUCACAUGCCGAGAAGGCUUUCCAAAGCAGCUACAGGGACUACGAGCCGACUGGCGAAACUCCCAUGCGAUCUGAGCCAGAAGUGCCGAGCAAAGGCGCGAUAGAGUCGCUGCGAGCGAUGCCGAUCGAGUCCCUGAUGGAUGAGUUCCGCGAGAACCACCCCUAUGAAUCGAACAAGGAGCCCAAGCCGUCGCUCAUCCCUCGCUCGCCGCUUGCGACGAUCAACUGAGACGAUGGAAGAAUAUACGCUUCUGUGUGCAGUGUAAUCUUAUUAUUGUUAUUAGGACAUCAAAUGUCUGGCUUUGAUGUCCUUGUUGUGCUAGGGUUCAGUGGGCUGCGAGCUAUCUUAGCUUCACCCAUCUAUCUUUCCCUUUCCUGUUAGUUGAAUGUAUCAUUUUGUAGUGUGAAUGUUGUGGAGCAACAAAUAUUCUUGUGAAACAAUUCUAUGAGGAAACAUCGCAGUGUAACUGGGAUUUUGCAUUGCAUUUUAUUUCA
Messenger RNA from Lolium perenne, 3437 nucleotides. RefSeq names its product kinesin-like protein KIN-5C. Gene Ontology annotation, molecular function: plus-end-directed microtubule motor activity; microtubule binding; ATP binding. Gene Ontology annotation, cellular component: mitotic spindle; spindle microtubule. The record is from RefSeq and is a predicted model, not a curated record. Gene Ontology annotation, biological process: spindle elongation; mitotic spindle assembly; microtubule-based movement. Lineage: Eukaryota; Viridiplantae; Streptophyta; Magnoliopsida; Poales; Poaceae.